Messenger RNA from Periconia digitata, 1992 nucleotides. NCBI's taxonomy places the organism in Eukaryota, Fungi, Ascomycota, Dothideomycetes, Pleosporales, Periconiaceae. The record is from the annotation of a GenBank genome assembly.
ACAUUUUGCUUCACCAUCUUGAAGGAAAGCAUCGUCUCUGGGAGUAUAUCCAAGUUCUCGACUUCUCGAAUCAAGCCACGCCCGUAUGCCCUCUGGUCUGGGCCACUCGAGCCUUUUGAAGCGCCUAUUCAUCUGACAAUACCCCCAUGGCGCACCCACACAUACCCUGGCUCCUGCAAGCACAGAUAGCUGGGUCCAUCUUUCCCCGCGGAAUUGUUCAUACGAGCUGAUCUACUCCAACGGAGAUAUUUAUUUCUCCCAUUAUGCAUGCGAUGACGGCAUACAAACAUCGGGGGUGCUCCUCCCCCUCCGAUAUCAAACGCAGCAUAUAAGACCCCCUUUCCUUUUUCGUUGCUGUUGCACAACCUAUCAAGGCAUCUUCAUCGGGAUCAUUCGUUGCUCGGCCAUUCUAAUCCUACACGUCGAGUGUACUGUAAUUGAUCUCGAUUGCAACAGUGUGUCGAUAUGGUCAACCUCUCGCUUCUGUGGGCACACCCCGAGAUCAAUCCCGUUACCAAGAAGGCCCGGUCGAUACCAUUCUUGAAUCCCAUCACCGACAAGUAUGGACGGACCUUCUUCUUCUCCUGGUUUGGGUUUAUGAUUGCCUUUUGGUCUUGGUAUGCAUUUCCACCUCUCCUGGCAGAUGUGAUUGCAGAAGACAUACACAUGAAGAGCUUUGAGGUCGCCAACUCGAACAUCAUCGCUUUGACCGCAACUCUUAUUGUUCGCCUCAUCGCCGGACCGUGCUGCGAUCGCUUCGGACCACGUUUGACAUUCGCUGGGUGUCUUCUCGCUGGAGCCAUUCCCACCUUUCUUGCCGGAACCGUGCAGAAUGCGCGGGGUAUCUACGCACUGAGAUUCUUCAUUGGGAUCCUUGGUGGCUCCUUUGUGCCCUGUCAAGUUUGGACCACGGGAUUCUUCGAUAAGAACGUCGUCGGGACCGCCAAUGCUCUCACCGGAGGACUGGGUAACCUGGGAGGCGGAAUCACAUACUUCGUCAUGCCCGCAGUAUACAACGGGCUCGUCAAAGACGGACUGCCCAAACACAAAGCUUGGAGAGUCAGCUUCGUUGUGCCAGGAGUCUUGAUCGUGUUCGUAGCAGCAUGCCUCUUGAUCCUGGGCGAGGACACCCCAUCGGGAAGCUGGAACUCACGUCAAGCGGCCGCCGAAGAAUCCCUCCGAAGACACAGUGUCGUCUCGGGCGUCGAUGCCACAGGCAGCAUCACCGACGCGCCCCCUGCCCCUACCGAAAAAGAUACGCCCGACUCGGCCUCUUCCUCCGAAAAACCCCACGGCUGGAAGGACUCGGAACACCAAACCACCGACCAAGACAUGCUCGAUUCCGCUCGCGGCGAAGUCAUCCGCAAACCGUCCCUGCGCGACAUGCUCGCCGUCAUGUUCUCGCUCCCCACCCUCACCGUCGCAGCAUGCUACUUCUGCACCUUCGGCGCCGAACUCGCAAUCAACUCCAUCCUAGGAAACUACUACUCCAAGAACUUCCCGACGCUGGGGCUCCAGCAAACGGGCAACUGGGCCGCCAUGUUCGGCCUCCUAAACGGCGUCACCAGACCUCUAGGCGGCUACAUCUCCGAUCUAGCAUAUAGACGCACCCGCUCUGUCUGGGCCAAAAAGGCGGUCCUGCACACGUACGGCAUCCUCACGGGCAUCUUCCUCAUCGUCAUCGGCGUCCUGGAUUCAAAGUCCCAGGCGACCAUGUUCGGCCUCGUCGCGGGCAUGGCCUUCUUCCUCGAAGGCGGCAACGGUGCUGAUUUCGGCCUCGUGCCGCACGUGCAUCCCCACGCCAAUGGCGUCGUCAGCGGAGUCACCGGUGCCGCCGGCAACUUGGGCGGCAUCGUCUUCGCCAUCAUUUUCAGAUAUCACGGCAAGAACUAUGGGAAAGUUUUUUGGAUCGUCGGGGUUAUGACUUUGGGUAUCAAUCUGGCUGUCGGUUGGAUUAGACCGAUUCCUAGGGGCCAGGUUGGCGGGAGGUAG